AUGACGCCAUUCCAGGCCGUCUAUGGUUAUCCUCCUCCAACAGUUUCAUCGUACCUUCCAGGUUCCUCACCGGUACACUUAGUGGAUGUCACUCUCAAAGAUAGGGACACUCUCCUCAAGCAUUUGCGGGAGAAUUUGCAACUGGCCCAACAUCGAAUGCGUCAACAAGCCGACAAGCACAGAUCGGAAAGAGUUUUUACGGUCGGAGAUUGGGUGUUCCUCAAACUCCAACCGUAUCGCCAAACCUCUGUCUCCAAGACUCACUGCCCCAAGCUCGCACCCCGCUAUUACGGGCCCUUCCAGGUGCUCGCCCGCGUCGGCCCGGUUGCCUACACAUUGGACCUUCCCCCUCAAUCCCGCAUUCACCCCACUUUUCACGUGUCGCUGCUCAAGCCGAAACUGGGUACACAUGCGGUUGCCUCUGCAAUCCUGCCACCCAUCGCUGCUGAUGGCUCUUUCCUGUGGUUCCCUGAACUGGUCCUCCAACGUGGUAUGUUCAAAAAGGCCAACAAAGCUGUCACCCGCUGGUUGAUCAAAUGGCAAGGGCUGCCCGAACACGACGCCACUUGGGAAGAUGCAGACUCCAUCGUGCGUCGUUUUCCAGAGUUCAACGCCUGA
This is a messenger RNA of Malus domestica (apple), 618 nucleotides long. Lineage: Eukaryota; Viridiplantae; Streptophyta; Magnoliopsida; Rosales; Rosaceae. The record is from RefSeq and is a predicted model, not a curated record.